Messenger RNA from Frieseomelitta varia, 2430 nucleotides. It is a transcript of the gene bgm, whose product is annotated as long-chain-fatty-acid--CoA ligase ACSBG2-like. Lineage: Eukaryota; Metazoa; Arthropoda; Insecta; Hymenoptera; Apidae. The transcript has 14 exons. The record is from RefSeq and is a predicted model, not a curated record. Gene Ontology annotation, molecular function: long-chain fatty acid-CoA ligase activity. Bases 189 to 2234 code for a protein of 681 amino acids. Gene Ontology annotation, cellular component: endoplasmic reticulum; membrane.
AGAGUUUCCUCAGUAUCUUUAGAACUUUCGUACUGUACGGAGUUAUCAAAGAAGAAAUAAAUCGAAUUGUAAAUUGUACAGUCGUGAUCUUAUAAAAUUGUCAUUCAAAAGCAAACCAGCAAAUCUCUGAAACGUAGAUAAACUUCAAGCUAACUCAAAGCUAUUUAUACUACACAGAUAAAAACAGUAUGACUACGAUACAGACAAAUGGAUCAGUAAAUAGGUUUACGAAUAGUAAGGACGUAACUAAUAAUGUUUCUUAUUAUGCAAAUAGUGAAACUGAUCUUGAUGGACCUGAUCAAAUUUUGGCGGCCGAUAGUUUCACAACUACGAAAAUGGAUGAAUGUGUACGAAUACAAUUAAGUAACGAUAAUCUUAAACCCAUAUCAGUUCCUGGAUUAUUGUCACGUAUGGCUAAGAAAUAUCCUAAUCAUAUUGCUCUAGUAGCAAGACCUGAUAAAACAGGUCGUAGAAAAACAUAUACAUUCAGCGAGUAUGAAAACCAAGUUAGAAUUGUAGCUAAGGGUUUUUUAAAAUUGGGUUUAGAACGAUUUCAUGGGGUCUGCAUUCUAGGAUUCAAUAGUCCAGAAUGGUUCUUUUCAGAUCUUGGUGCUAUAUAUGCAGGAGGAUUGGCUGUCGGAAUAUAUACUACCAAUAAUCCAGAGGCAUGUCAAUAUUGUCUUGAACUCAGCAGAGCAAAUAUAGUAGUUGUUGAAGAUUCAAAACAAUUGGAAAAAAUAUUACAAAUAAGACACAAUCUUCCCCACUUAAAAGCGAUUAUUCAAUACGAUGGCACACCGAACCAAAAAGAUGUUUUGAGUUGGAAUGAUUUAAUAAAAAUUGGAGAAGCAGAAUCUGAUGACAAAUUAAACGAAGUUCUAAAAAGAAUUGCGGUGAAUCAAUGCUGUACUUUAGUUUUCACGUCAGGUACAGUUGGAAAUCCAAAGGCUGUGAUGUUAAGUCAUGACAAUCUUAUACAAAAUGCUCAAGCUAUGACUAAAAUGUUUAAAAUGAAAGAGGCCAGUCACUCUUUAAUUUCUUACUUACCUUUAUCUCACGUUGCAGCACAGGUAAUUGAUAUAUAUUGCAUGAUUCUUGUAGCUGCUACGUUGUAUUUCGCGGAUAAAGAUGCUCUUAAAGGCACUUUAAUUAAUACUAUGCUUGUAGUACGACCUACUAUAUUUAUAGGUGUACCAAGAGUAUGGGAAAAGAUUUAUGAUAAAAUGAAAGAAAUUGCAAGUAAUAAUGGAUUUAUUAAAACAUGGAUUGCUUCUUGGGCAAAAUCACACGGACUUUAUUACAAUAUGAACAAAAUGAAUGGUAACAACUACAAGCACUGGGGCUAUAUAUUUGCUAAGUGGCUAAUCUUAAACAAAAUAAAGACAGCACUUGGUUUAGAUAGAUGUACUUAUUGCAUUACUGCAGCUGCCCCCUUAAAUAACGAAAUCAAAGAAUAUUUCUUAAGUAUAGACAUUAUCAUAUUGGAUGUAUUUGGAAUGUCUGAAUGUGGUGGAGGGCAUACUGUAUCUUUACCUGAUGAAUUCAGAUUAGGUAGUAUUGGUCAAACAUGUCAUGGAUUUAAGACAAAAGUGAAUAAUCCAGAUAGUAAUGGCGAAGGAGAAAUUUGUAUCUAUGGAAGACAUGUAUUUAUGGGAUAUUUAAAUCUACCUGAAAAAACAGCGGAAGCGUUAGAUGCAGAAGCAUGGUUACACAGUGGCGAUAUAGGAAAGAUUGAUUCAGAUGGAUAUGUAUAUAUUACAGGAAGAAUAAAAGAAUUAAUUAUUACUGCUGGUGGCGAAAAUAUACCACCAGUUCAUAUAGAACAGUUAAUAUUAGCUGAACUGCCCGCAUUAAGCAAUGCUAUAUUAAUUGGAGAUAAACGAAAAUAUCUUACAAUAUUAGUUACUUUAAAGACUAAAAUCAAUAAUGAAACUGGUGAACCAACAGAUGAUUUCACUGUAAAUAUUUUAAAAUGGUUACAAUCUAUUGGAAGUACAUCAAAAACAGUUUCUGAUGUCUUAAAAACACAUGAUUCUCUUGUAUAUGAAGAAAUUGAUAAAGCAAUUAAAAGAUAUAAUAAUAAAGCAAUAAGUAAUGCACAAAAAAUACAAAAAUUCAAAAUUUUACCAAAGGAUUUUUCAGUAGCCACUGGAGAGCUUGGACCAACACUUAAACUUAAAAGAAAUGUUGUUCAUAAGAAAUAUGAAAAUUUGAUAGAAGAUAUGUAUAAAUAAAUAUAUACAGAAAUCCUAUUUAUAACUUAAAAGAAGGAAAAACAAAACAUAUUUUUAAAUAACUUAGUGGUAACUACUGACAUACCUGCAUAAAGUGCUUCCAUAUUUAAAUUAUGAAAUUACAUAAUCAAGAAUAUUAUAAUAUUUAUAUAUAAAAUUGUUCUUUAAAUUGAUCUUAAUUAGUAAAUAUUUUAAA